Aspergillus aculeatus ATCC 16872 is the source of this 355-nucleotide messenger RNA. RefSeq lists its product as uncharacterized. Lineage: Eukaryota; Fungi; Ascomycota; Eurotiomycetes; Eurotiales; Aspergillaceae. The transcript has a single exon. Bases 47 to 310 code for a protein of 87 amino acids. The record is from RefSeq and is a predicted model, not a curated record.
UACUGGGUCUACGAAACACACCCCCCAUCGGAAGUGAAUGUAGAAUAUGUCUGCCUGGAGACAGCGCCGGUCCACUACCGCCGCAAUAUUGCCUAUCAUGUAUGCAGGCGCAGAAUGCUCGAGCCGCGUGGGCGCAAGCAAACAGAUGAUGAGUAAAAUGAUUGCUCACGACCAAAGACCCCCGAACGCACGACCCCUAAAGCCAAAACCCCCUGACCAACUCAAAUGUGGAUGCGUAUAUUUUCAUCUACAUGGAGACCAAACAGAGGCUGAGAAUAGCCCUCGUUGCUGCUUGUCAGUCCGGAUGUGAGACAUUUGACCAGCACUAAAACUAGGCUUCAGUUCAGGGUUUUUC